AGACUUCGCUCAAAAGCGUCUCAUCUCUCCUCACAUGAAAAAGUGAAGAGACAUUAGAGAAAACUGGGCGCUUUGAGCGCUUUGAGCGAAGUCUGGCCGGGCUCUUUUGCCCUGGUUGAGUUAGAAAAUGGUCAGUGGCUCGCGUAGUCUCCUAGGUACCAACGCGCGCGGAUGCCAAUCAACGCCCUACCGCAUUCCUUCGCCGCGGUAAUUUGCAAUAUUUGAACUCAUUGCCAGCUGCUUUGAUCAUGUUAGUCCUUCAGAUCAACAUAUCAUCGGCUCCCAGAGUCGUGUGGAGGCAGGUUGCGGUCUUCUCCUGUAUAUAAUGAUAAACCUGUUAAACCUCCUCGUUAAAGCAUUGUUUUUCGUACUCUCUCGUUAAGUUUCUCCUUAUAAUCAGGGAAAGCCCGCAACCCGCUUCCACACGAAUGUGGAAGCAGAUCAUAACUUUGUUUUUCUCCCAGCUGUUGAGGAAAAUGAGUUUCGCCGGUUUUCAUAGGUGCUGAAAUCGUUCAAGUCUUUCAUGCUCUCGGCUACGCGUUUCAGCUGUCACGUCUCCAUCCCUGCUAUAACUAAGAGGGAACCCUGAAAAAUAUUGAUGCUCAUUCGUAUAGCCGGUAGUUCCUAGAUUCGCCUUUACUACAUACGGAGUAGUGCAGAUUAUUGUACUCAUUGGGUUUUCGUUGUGUUUUUUUUAUUCUACUUACACUCAAAUAAAUGUUCACAGCGAGUGUUUUGUGUGAAUUUCCAUAGCUGCUCCUGAAUCAUCUUCAACUUGCGGCAAGUCGAAUGAAUUCGGAGAAGUUGUCUCAAGCUAGUCCCUCCAAUUGCACUUAUUGCUACUCUUUGAACUGCAAUAUUCGUGUCGAAUCCAUAUCAAAUGUGCACAAGCAAGGUUCAAUUACAUCCAAGUCAUCUGUUCUCACUAUCGGGAGGGAUUUGGCACGUCAGAUUGUGCUGCAGGUAGAGCUGGGUACGGCUUCCGGUGGUCGACCAGCAGUUGCUUCUUAUGGGCUCGCAGAUUGCGUUAUACAUCAGCGAAAGAUUUCAGAAGGAAAAGCAUCUAUAGAAGUUCCGGAAAGAAAACUGGUUAUACAGCUUUCAAAUUGUGCUCCUCGAAAACUGAAUGUUUUCCUGAAGACUGUACAAGCUAAACUUGACAUCAUGAAGUCGCACACCAAUCAAACCAAGGGACAGUAUCACACACCCGUCACAAUAGCCAGAAACAAGCAUUUGCGUGACCUUCCAAACCUCCAUACAGUACUCAGCCCGCUGAGUGUCGACGAGAUUCGCCAAGUGAAAAGGUUGCGCGGUGUAGCAGACUCACCAUUAUGCGUACCGAAAACUACGCCUUCACGACGUCCAAAUCCAGAAUCAACUACACCAAAGGCUGCACGGAAAUCACUGCUGAAGGACGUCCCCAAUAAAAGUUUUGGAGCCAUACAAUUAUCUGACGAGCAACGUGCGGUCGUCAGAUGUGUACUGCAAUCCCAUCAGAAUGUAUUCUUCACUGGCAGUGCUGGAACUGGAAAAUCUGUUGUAUUGCGGCGUAUCAUCGAAAUGCUACCAGCAGCUACCACGUAUGUUACUGCUGCUACUGGGGUCGCUGCAUGUCAGUUGGGUGGUGUAACACUGCACAGUUUUGCUGGCAUAGGAGUGGGACGAGGCACUCCUGAGCAGUCGUUGGCGCAAGCAUUGUCGAAGGAUAUCGUUGUGAAACAAUGGAAACUAUGCACCCAUCUUGUCAUUGAUGAAAUUUCAAUGAUUGAUGCUGACUUCUUCACCAAGAUAGAAUACGUUGAGCGGCACAUUCGAGGCGACGAUCGUCCUUUUGGCGGGAUUCAGCUUAUCAUAACAGGCGACUUCCUUCAGUUGCCUCCAGUAUGUGGCAGAAAUGAUACCAUCAAAUUUUGUUUUGAGUGCAAUGCAUGGACAAAGUCAAUUCAAAAGACCCUUCUCUUGGAAAAAGUACGCCGUCAGGACGACACACGUUUCGUAGACGUCCUACAGCAAAUUCGAUUUGGAAGGUGUGGAACUGAAGCCUGUGCAGCGCUAACCGAAACGCAGAAAAAUAAUUUCUCAACAUCGGGUAUCAUUCCUACCAGGCUUUGCACGCACACAGCAGAUGCUGCAGCAGUAAACAACCGUUGUUUGGAAGAACUUGAAGGGCCUUCUAAAGUGUUCGAAGCUGAGGACAGUCAAUACAUUCCUGACUCAAUCCAAUGUAUGGUUCCAAAGAAGUUGAUGUUGAAGCUUCGUACACAGGUGAUGCUUACGAAGAACAUUGAUCUCAUGCGUGGACUGUCAAAUGGCUCUAGAGGUGUUGUGAACAAAUUCUCUAAAACGGGGUACCCUAUUGUCAAAUUUGUCUCUGCCGAUGAAGAAGUAGAGGUGAAACCUAUACGAUUUGCUGUACGCAUACCGGGCUGUGAGGAACCAGCUUGCAGACGACAGCUACCUCUGCAGCUUGCAUGGGCUAUUUCUAUCCACAAGUCGCAGGGCUUGACGCUUGACGCUGUUGAAGUCAGCUUGGAAAGGGUUUUUGCUGAAGGCCAAUCGUAUGUUGCAUUGUCUAGAGCCCGAAACCUCUCUUCACUUCGCGUUCUUGCAUUUGACCCAUCCGUAGUAAAGGCGAAUGCGAAAGUGGUGAAAUAUUACGAGUCAAUCAAAGAAAAUGCAGAGGAAGAAGACGACGACAGUUUUUUGCUAAGAAAACGUUCCUGCUUAUCUUAGCCCAAUUGCUCGCGUCAGCAUCAGCUCUAUCAAAAGCUUUUCAAAGUUAUUUGUACCAUUAUCUGUGAUAUAAAUGAUCUCAGAAUAUGAUCUUUGACGACGUUCCUGUACUGCAGCAGUUUUACUUGAAUUCUUUGAUAUGUCAUCUACAGAGACAUA
Molecule: messenger RNA, 2892 nt
Organism: Cylicocyclus nassatus
Lineage: Eukaryota; Metazoa; Nematoda; Chromadorea; Rhabditida; Strongylidae
Source: the annotation of a GenBank genome assembly